AUGACCUUCGCCGUCGUCGCCCUUCCGCUGCUACUCCAGCCAUCCCUCGCCUUGGCAUACUGCAACGCGGUGCGCCGCCUCGAAGACAAAUUCGACGGUCUCGAGCUCAAUCAUGUCCCGCGCAAGUACAACGAGGAUGCCGACGAACUGGCCAAGAUAGCCUCGGGGCGGACCACUGUCCCCCCGAAUAUCUUCGCCCGCGACAUCGCCAAGCCCUCCGCCGAAUUCAAGGACCCGCCGGAGCCGGGCCCCUCGUCCACCGGGUCCCCCGGCGGGAACCCCCCGGCGGACGGGGUCGAGCCCAUGGACAUUGACUUUGGGACCACCUCCGCGGACGAGGCCGAAGCAAUGGAAGUCGACGAGGCCCCCACCUCACGAGACUGGCGCGUCCAGUACCUUGACUGGAUGAUUCGAGGGAUCUUACCCUCGAACCGUGCUCAGGCACGGCGCCUCGCCAGGAGGGCCAAGUCCUUCGCUCUAAUCGACAAUGAGCUACACAAGCGCAGUCCCUCGGGCGUCUUGCAGCGAUGCAUCCCCCUCCCCGAGGGCAAGGAGCUGAUCCGCGACAUCCACGCUGGCAUCUGCGGCCAUCACGCCGCACCACGUACCCUCGUGGGCAACUCGUUUCGGCAAGGAUUUUACUGGCCCACCGCGGUCGCCGACGCCACCGACGUCGUGCGGACCUGCGAGGGUUGCCAGUUCUAUGCUCGAAAAACACAUCUUCCGGCCCAUGCUCUGCAGACCAUCCCCAUCACGUGGCCGUUCGCCAUGUGGGGGCUGGACCUCUUCACAGGCAAGAAGUUCUUGGCGUUCUGUGACAGCUUCCACAUACGUGUGGACUGGUCGGCUGUGGCACACCCACAGACGAACGGGCAAGUGGAGCGUGCCAACGGCAUGAUCCUCCAAGGACUAAAGCCAAGAAUCUUCAACAAGCUGAACAAGUUCGGCCGGAGGUGGCUCACGGAGCUACCCUCGGUCAUCUGGAGCCUGAGGACGACCCCGAGCAGAGCCACGGGCUUUUCUCCGUUCUUCUUGGUCUAUGGUGCCGAGGCUAUCCUCCCCACUGACUUGGAGUACGGAUCGCCGAGGCUCAAGGCAUAUCAAGAGCAACGAAACCAGCGAGCUCGCGAAGACUCGCUGGACCAAGUGGACGAGGCUCGAGACAUGGCGCUCCUCCACUCUGCGCGCUACCAGCAGUCCUUGCGAAGGUAUCAAGCGCAGAGGGUCCGGCGCCGAGACCUCAACGAAGGGGACUUGGUGCUAAGGCUUCGACAA
This is a messenger RNA of Panicum virgatum (switchgrass), 1275 nucleotides long. RefSeq lists its product as uncharacterized. The annotation marks the transcript as partial. The transcript has 3 exons. NCBI's taxonomy places the organism in Eukaryota, Viridiplantae, Streptophyta, Magnoliopsida, Poales, Poaceae. Gene Ontology annotation, molecular function: nucleic acid binding. The record is from RefSeq and is a predicted model, not a curated record.